AUGACUACCACGGUUUCAAUAUUUAUAAAAUGGGAGCCAUCAUUAAAAGCAGGCCUAUUUGAUGAAUUUAUUAAGGAAAUAAAGCGCUUGCUCUGCGACCCAGACGAGCACCGAAAGUUAAUCUGCGAUCUCAUCUCCUACCUGUCGACAAUCAAGUCCUACAAUGAUGAAAAGUAUACAGAAGUCUUCCAGAGCUUCAUCAUGAAGAUCGUCAUAAAGAUGUUGACUGACACUAAAAUUUCUCUUGGUAUUAAAGAAAAAUAUGAAAGCUAUAAUAGUUUCCUGCAAUUAAUUAACGGAAUGUUGUUGGAUAAAAUAAAUAUCAAGAAAGUCAAUACGAUUUCAGAAAAAGAAAUCAAGCAGCUUUUCGAUGCGUUCCGUAAGUCAGUAUACGAAAAUGUUGAGAUUAAUGACUGUUUGAAACUAUACGAGCAGAUAUGCUUAAUUUUCUUACGACCAGUUUCUGCGUUCGACAAAGUUACCGUCGACACUGUUGACAAUUACAUCCAAACAUUCAAUGAAAUUGUUCAAAAAUACGGUAUCCAGAACGCAGUCAGUAAAAAUUUGAACCAGGUAUCAGUGCUGCUUAAAUUCGUCUUUAUUUACUGGCAAAAGUAUACCGAAACAGAAGAAGAAUUUGAAAUUCCUGUAAAAUUGAUACCCAAGCUUCUGAGCUUGAUAAACCAUCAGGCUGCUUUAUUUUCUCAAUUAGAAAUUUCAUCCUGCUAUAGAUGCUCGUCAAACAAGUGUAAUGUCAAUAAAGACAUUUACAAGACUAUUUUAAUUAAAAUUAGAAUUCUCUCGUUAUUAACCCAAAUCGAGGCGACUUUAAAAUACUUCCGACAAAUCGGAUUAUCUCUUUUUAAAGACUGCAUCAACAUCGUCUCAGAAUUAAAAGAUAAUGAUUGUGAAUUUUGGUUAAAAAGUUGGAGUUUAUGUAGCAGCGCAAUUUUCCGUCUUAUUAUUCAGUACCAUGAUAAUUACUACGAAGAUUAUGUUCUUUUCAGUGAAUUACUAUGCACCAAGAUCAAGAGCUUCGGAGUGGAGACGCUUUUCAAGCCAGAAGAAAAUUUCUUGGCUAUUUGUUUACAUCGACUUGGAUGUACACACUACCGCAACAAAAACUACAAAGACGCUAUGGAGGUCGCAUCUUUGAGCGCGUAUGUAGGAUUAAGUACCGGACAAAAUUCAUCUUUUCGUACCUGGGCAAAUUGUAAGUCCCAGAACCCAUCAAAACAAUCUAUAACGAUGGUAGAAUGUCUGGAGUCGAGCAAUUUUGCUGCACGUUUUGGAAUAACGAUUUCGCUGAACAAUUUUGAAAAAAAGCAACUAACUUUGCUAGAAAUCAAAUUCUUGGAGAACUGCCCCAUGAAUAUGGUUUCUUCAAUCAUUGUAUCAAUCAAAUUUUUGGAAAAGUUAAAUCCUGAUACAAUCGAGUACGCCCAGGCGAUCCACAUGCUCAGCUACCAUCAACUGAAUAUUGAAAAUUUACAACUUUCUGGAGAAUUCCUGACAUCCGCAAAGUUGAAGUUCAACAAGGUAGAAUUCACUUCAUCGAGACAGUUAAUUUACUCAAUUUUAUUAUUUUACUCAUUUGCCGAAAAACUUGCCGACAUUUGCAACACUAUUAAAACUCAGAUGCUAACAUCGACCAUGCAAGGUGACUCCACGAGCAACGUCGAUCUAGAUUACAGCCUGAUGAACAUCACCAUUUUCUCAGACUUGGAAGCAUCUUUAAAACAAGUGCUAGAAUGCUGGGCUACGUACUGCGAGCAAGAAGGCCUCAUCGAGAGUUUCGGUAAAUUUCUAACCCCCAACAUGAUGAUAAGGCUCGUGAUCAUGGCCGGGGAAUAUGCCAAAUUCUAUCACUUUCUCGGAGCAGAAAUAUCUGCAUGGAAGCUGGCGAUGAGCUUAGCAAAAAAGUUCAAAGACGACCUGUCUAUAAUAUACAUUUGCGCUCGCGGCAUCAUGUCAAAGUAUCUGAACUUCCAGUGGAUCGCCCUCGCCGAGCAGUCUGCUGAUAAAUUAAAAGACUCGAACGAUGAAGAAAUAAUCGAGAGUAUCAUAUUGUUCAAAUUGAGCUUGUCAACCUAUUAUUAUAAUCUUGGGUAUAUCAAAAAAUCUAAUAAUUUAUUUCAUAAAACGUUAAAAAAUCUUCUAACAACAUACAAAGAAAUUUAUCCUGCGUAUAUCUACGCAAUGGAUAUAUUAUUAGUCCGAAUGAUAUACGACAACUGCUGCAUUGAACUUGAGUACAAGAAGGCGAUCAUUGAUUGUCUUGAUGGUGUACUACAAAAGCAAAAUAAUUUUUUGUCUUUGCAUAACCUUCCUCAAGGAUACCUGCUCUACAAAUUGGACAUUGCUCUCGAUUUCAUGAGUCAUGUGUCACAGAGCAUAAACAGUCUGAAGUCUUACGAGCAGAUAUCUAUGUACUUUACACAUAGUUUGAGAACAGUUCAUCAGUUAGGAUCCACUCUCCGCGUAGCAGAGUGUCUGAAGAAUCUCUGUUUUGUGAAUUUGUGGUGUAAUCAACUAAAGGACUGCGAAGUAAAUCUCCAGAAACUUAAGAGUAUUUUAAAGCUGGACUCGUCUAACUUUGAUGAAGGUACUAACUCAAAAAACGAUGUCAAUAUCGUUUGCGACAACUCUCUGAAACCGGUUAAAGUGGUCCGUGAUAUUCCACAAAGUGACGCAUCAGUAGUGUUAUUAACAGAAACAUUUUCUUCACUGGGUCUUAAGAAGCACGAUAAGAAUUGUAAGUGUUUUAACUGUUUUAAAUGUGAAAACUUUGCUUACAACUACUAUGUAUUUUCUUACACGCAUAUAAGUGCUAAGCUUUACGCGGCGCUGAAUAAUGUAGAGCAAGCGGUGGAUCAUUUUUACGAAGCUAUGGAGAUUGUCAAGAAGCUAAUUGAUGCCCAGGUGGAGAAUUUUGAGACUAUUUCCCUGUGGUAUAUGCAUUUUGUGCUUUUUCUAUUAGACUUUGCAAAAUUUAUCAAAGACUCAAAAUCACAAACAGGUGCUGAUACUCAAAGUAUCAUUGACUAUGCAAUAAGUAUCUGCAUAAGAUAUAACAUUAAAAACCACCUGAUUUAUUUAAGGGUAAAAGAGCUGGUGUCUGAAGAUGAUUUUCAAAAUAAUUGUCCUGAUUAUGCUGGUUAUGGUGUUUUAUUUGUGGCUCCGGAUGCUGAAGAAGAGAUUGUCAGUAAAAAAAUGACAUUCGAGGGUGAUGUAUGUACACCUGUCAGAGAAGAGGAUAAAACUUUUGUCAGAAUAACUCCGCCAGGUACCACAUUCAGCAAUGUGACAAGUAAUGACACAGCUGAAUUGAGAAGACCACCAAGCUUAAAAUCACCAAGCUUCAAAUCACCAAAAGCUAAGCGGAUUAAAGUUAGAUCAGUUAAAAAUUUAAAUCUGAAUCUAAAAGUGAUUCCCAGCAAGAUUCCGGUAAGAACUACCAAAAGAUCAGUGCCGAUUCACAAGCCAGAUCAAGACGAAGCGGCGAAAGAGGAAUCCGUUCCCAAAAAAUUUUUCAAAUACCGAGUAUUUGAAUUAAGUCCUAAAAGAAGACCAAUUCUAACACCAAGCAAAUGGAAUUCAAAAAGAAUACUUGGGAGCUGGGUAGGAACAUCAGACCCCAAUCAGGAUAAAAAUUUCAAUGAUUAUGAUGAUAAUGACCUAGAACUUGAAAAAGACUUGAAUAUAUUUCGACGAGAUAAGAACGGAAAUGAUAAUGUCGUAAAUGUGAAGAUGGACCAGCCGCCAAUUGGAUCUUAUAAUUACAGCAUGUCAAAAUAUUGUGAUCCGGAUACUGAAGACACGUGCUUAAUAGUAUCUGCGUCUAAAUACAGAGACAUUAAUAAUACACCUAUGGAGAUUUGGAAGUUUAAUUUGUCAACUUUACAGUGGGGACUUAUUGAUAGAAUUGGAAUCUUUGUUAAUCAACAACGCGUCAGUCGCUGGGCCUACAUCACUCCAAAUGGUAUAUUAGUCACUCGCGAUGGAUUAAUAGUUAAAGAUCCUCAAAAUUCACUCGCAAGAAUCCACCGAGAGUAUAUUUACACCACUUGGACCAGAUUUGUUGACAUUUGUUGA
Molecule: messenger RNA, 4095 nt
Organism: Cotesia congregata
Lineage: Eukaryota; Metazoa; Arthropoda; Insecta; Hymenoptera; Braconidae
Source: the annotation of a GenBank genome assembly